Messenger RNA from Hordeum vulgare subsp. vulgare (domesticated barley), 2342 nucleotides. RefSeq lists its product as uncharacterized. The transcript is spliced from 17 exons. The coding region runs from base 176 to 1537 and encodes 453 amino acids. Lineage: Eukaryota; Viridiplantae; Streptophyta; Magnoliopsida; Poales; Poaceae. The record is from RefSeq and is a predicted model, not a curated record.
CAAAGCAAUAGAAAACGGACGUGCGUGCGGACGACGCCACCCGCCGACCACCGCACCACCGUCUUCUCUCUCUCCAGCCGAGCGGAGAAGAAGCCAGGCGGCGAGGGCGAAGCAUCCACCCGCCCACGCACUUCCCCGUCCCGAUCGAUCAGGCCGCCGUCGCGCCUCCCACCCGAUGCAGGACCAGGCCGGGGCCGCCUCCGGCUCCGGGGAUCCGGACCCUCCGCCGCCGCCACCGGAGCACGCCGCCGGCGAGGGCGGCUCCUCCUCCGCCGCGGCCGCCAGGCUCCCCUCCCGCAACGCCUCCUCCAAGUACGACUUCGUCAAGGUCAAGGUCUGGCUCGGGGAGAACGCCGACCACUACUACGUCCUCUCCAGGUUCCUCCUCAGCAGGAUGCUCACCGUCACCAAGAUUCCGAACCACGUCGCCAUUAAGAUUGCCCUUGAACUCAAGAAGUUGCUCGUCGACAACAGCCUUCUUGAUGUUUCACAGAGUGACUUAGAGGCCAACCUUUUCAAGCUAAUGGAGAAAAGGGGGUAUGGAGAGGACUACAUUAAUCGGUAUAAGAUGAUGACAAGAUUCCAUCAUCAAAGAGUACCACUAGUAAUUUUGGUGUGUGGAACUGCUUGCACUGGAAAAUCAACAAUUGCUACACAGCUAGCUCAAAGGCUCAACCUACCAAAUGUCUUGCAGACAGACAUGGUCUAUGAGUUGUUACGGACAUCAACAGAUGCCCCGCUAACUUCAGUACCUGUGUGGGCUCGGGAUUUUAAUUCACCUGAAGAACUUAUCACCGAAUUUUGCAGAGAAUGCAGAGUUGUUCGCAAAGGUUUGGCUGGUGAUUUGAAGAAAGCAAUGAAAGAUGGGAAGCCAAUUAUAAUAGAGGGAAUACAUUUGGAUCCAAGCAUUUACCUGAUGGAUGAGGAAAAUGCAGAUGAUAAUUCCAGAAUAGAGAAAAAGGUUGAAUCUGGAAAUCCAUCCAUCGUUGCAGAAAAGAAAACAGAACAGCAAUCAGAAAAUGGUCUACCUGAGAACACAGUAAGUAUUCUAAAGGAAGAUAUCAUACAAGGCCAGGACUGCUUACCUGAGAGUAGGACCAAUGAAGGGCUGUCUAGUGCUGACAGCCAUGAAAUUACUUCUGAUUCUGAAGAGAAAAUUCUCAAAGCUGAAGGCAAUGCACAUAAGGAUUUGGAUCAACAGAAGAACAACAGUGCCAAGAAAGACAAACCUGCUGCUGAACCGAUAGUUGUUCCAAUUGUGUUGAGGAUGUCUGAUUUUGAUCACAAGGCAUUGUUAGAGGAAUGGAUAGCCACUAGAGCUAUCAGAGAUAAUUGCCUUCCUCAGGAUCAUCGAAAGCUUAUAAACAACCUCAAACUUAUUCAGGAUUAUCUUUGCUCUUUUGAGUCGCAGGGAUUGACUGUUGUUGACAUCUCAGCAAACUCGUUUCCUCAGACGUUAGAUUGGCUUCAUGGCUAUCUUCUUCAGUGCAUUGAGCGCGGCCUUCUGGCUGCAUGUUCAGAAGGCCCCAAGCAAUAGGAAAGCCAGUUAACAUGAGGUCCUUCCAAUGUUACUACUCCCUCCGAUCCAUAUUAAUCACUAAAUCAGCGACAAUUAAUAUGAUAGGAGUAGAUAAAAUUUUCAUAUAUUAAAUUUCAGAUUUCAAUAAUUCUGUCGAAUUUGAGUGCUUAGGAAGUUAGAUGUCAUUUCCUUGUCUACAAAUCAUGGUGCCGAGGCACAAACCCUGCACAAGGCAUAAGCAUGCCCAUGGAUGGUUUGAUGACGAACAUACCAUGUCCUCCAAUAAAAUAGAGGGUUAUAUAAGAUUGCCGAGGGCAGAAAACUUGUUUGUAAGCGCGUAAUGCAAAUCUCGUUUACCACAUUUCACCAUAAAACGGAACAUGGAAUUGCUCUUCGGAUGCUUCUCCCAACAGGAUUGUGCCCAAGCCCUCGAAUGUGAUGUGAUCACCAAUUUGGAGGUCCACUUUUAGUGAUUGUAUCUCUCUCGUGUGACAGAUUUUCAGUGCCGAUCCAAUUAUCUUGAUGGCUUAGAAUCCUAGCAGAACUGAAAGUUUGUUACUUAGAGUACUCAUAAGCACACAAGGCGGUCUCAGAGAGACUCGAACAGAAAGGUUCGGUAUGGAGUCGUUAUUAUAUGUAAUGUGUAUGGUCUCCCCUCGUCAUGGGUUGUUUGCACUCGGCAUAAUAGAGUAUAGUCUUCCUGAAAGUUUGGUAUGUUUCAUUUGUAAUUGUUAGUAAUUUGUGCAAAUUAUGAAUCCAUGACUGGGUUAAUCAUGGCCACAUUAUGACUCAGAUUGAGAAAUGAGGUGCAAAUUGGAAGGUA